CUUUUUCGCACCAUUACAAGGAGGGGGAGGGGGACACAACUUUUCUGCCCACGUCUUGUUACACUGCACACUCUUGAGUUUAGAAAAUCUCGUUCCUUAUGCAGCAAUAUUAAACCUUGGAAAUAUGCAAUAUAUGAUUGGAUAAGAAUGCUAAUUGAGAGCUGUACAUAUGUUUAUUCACCCCUAACCCCAAUUAGCAUUUUAGCUUUGCCCCUGUACAUGGUCGAAAAAAUGGGCACCUAUGGCACCUUGAAAGGGCUUACAAUGCAUUUGUAAGGUCUAUGUUAAGAAUAAAUAUUUUAUGGUUAAGACUUACUACAGCAAUCAUGGAGCACCAAAAUGUUUGCAAGAAAAACAAAGAAUUAUAUGAAAUGGUGAUUCGACUUCAAGACGUAAUAAGUCAGCUGAAUUACCAAAUCAAUGAAUUACAGUCAAUACUGAAUGGCAAGGACAAUGAACUAAUGAUAAAAGUUAAUGAUCUCCUAACGGAAAAGAUUCGAAUAGAAAGGUCAAUGAAUGCCAAGCAAUAUUUUGCCGAAAAACUAUUAAAAGAUAAUGAACGUCUCAAAGGUUUAGGUAAGAAAAUUGCCUCGCGCGAACUUGAUGAUGAUGAUGAUGUUAUUGAUGGGAAAGAAGAUGUUAGGAAUGUGACUCAUGAAGAAGAAAAAAGGGUAGGUUGACGAAGAUGUUCUCAAUGCAAGAGUGGAAAAAAUGACAAGAGAAAUUCGCGAAAAAGAUGAGCUCAUUCGAAGUCGUGAC
Xenia sp. Carnegie-2017 is the source of this 759-nucleotide messenger RNA. RefSeq lists its product as uncharacterized. The transcript has 3 exons. The record is from RefSeq and is a predicted model, not a curated record. NCBI's taxonomy places the organism in Eukaryota, Metazoa, Cnidaria, Anthozoa, Malacalcyonacea, Xeniidae. Bases 282 to 680 code for a protein of 132 amino acids.